GCGGGAGACCCCCACGAGCCCUAGCCGGUGUUCUUCGUGCCCCGCCAUGGGCGACGCGCAUCAGUUCAACAACAUCCUCCUCGGAGGCCGCGGUGGAGCGAAUCCCGGGCAGCUCAAGAUCAGCUCCAAAGGCUUCUCGUGGCGGAAAUCCGGCGGAGGCAAAGUGGUAGAUGUGGCCAAGGACGAUGUCAAGAGCGUGAGUUGGACGAGGGUUUCUAGGAGCUACCAGAUGAGCAUUAGGCUCAAGGCCGGCUCCAAUGUGAAGUUUACUGGGUUUCGCGAGCAGGACGUUUCUAGCUUGAACACCUUCAUAACCUCGAAUAUUGGAGUUACUCCUCAGGAUAAGCCUUUGGCUGUGAGUGGACGUAACUGGGGAGAAGCUGAACUGGAAGGAAACACUCUAUCGUUCGUCGUCGGAGGAAAGCCGGCGUUUGAGAUAUGCGUUGCCGAUAUCUCCAACACACAAGUGCAGGGAAAGAAUGACGUUCAGAUGGAGUUUCAUGUGGAUGACACAGCCAAUGAGAAAGACACUUUGAUGGAGAUGAGUUUUCACGUUCCAAGUACUAAUACCACGUUUGUUGGUGACGAGGAACGUGUAUCUGCGCAGGUCUUUUGCGAUAAGAUUCUUUCGAUGGCGGAUGUUGGUCCAGCUGGUGGAGAAGCCGUCGCAGCAUUUGAAACUGUCAAUGUUCUCACUCCAAGGGGUCGAUACCUCGUGGAGCUGCACUUGUCAUUCUUGCGGCUUUUCGGAGCAAGUGACUUCAAGAUCCAAUACACCAGUGUUGCUCGUCUCUUUGUUCUUCCAAGGUCUGCUCAAUCUUCCACAUAUGUUGUGAUUACACUGGACCCUCCCAUCCGCAAAGGUCAGACGUUCUAUCCGCACAUAGUUUUUCAGUAUCCGUCUGAGGAGAUAACGGAGCUUACGCCCUUGAUCAGUGACGAGCUGUUAAAUACCAAGUAUAAAGACAGGCUGGCACCUCAAUAUAAGGGGCUGUCAUAUGAAGUUUUUGUGGAGAUUCUGAGGGGACUUUCGGGCGCUGGAAUCACUAAACCUGGUACCAAGUUCCGCAGUAGUCAAGAAGGCUACGCAGUUCGGGCAGCCUUGAAAGCGGAAGAAGGCCUUCUUUAUCCUCUGGAGAAGAGCUUUUUCUUUUUGCCUAAGCCACCGACACUUAUAGUUUAUGAAGAAAUAGAUUACGUGGAGUUUGAAAGACAUGGAGCCGCAGGAACGAGCAGUAUGUCAUCCAAGAACUUUGAUUUGAUAUUACGUUUAAAAACUGAUCAAGAGCAUCUGUUUCGUAACAUCUCGCGAAACGAAUAUCACAGUCUUUUCAAAUUUAUCAGUGAGAAGGGCUUGAAAAUUUUGAACUUCCAAACACAAGGAUCAAGUGCUGUUGCGGAGGCGCUUCAAGGUUCUGAUGACGAAGGUGUCGAUCCGCAUCUUGAACGGAUAAGAAUAGCGCGUGCAACGGGAGACGAGGGAGAUAGUGACGAAGAGGACGAAGACUUUGUCGCCGAUAAGGAUGAUGAAGGAUCUCCGACAGAUGAUUCCGGUGAAGAGGAAGAACCCGAUGCAAGUGACAGUGGUGGGGAGCAGCAAGAUGAGAGACCUGUCAAAAAGGAUAAGAAGAAAGUCGAAGCGUCUCAAAAGCCAGCAGCGAGCAAAAAGAAAAAGAAAGAUGAAGAAGGUGACGGGGACAAGAAGAAGAAGAGACGAAAAAAGGAUCCUAACGCUCCUAAAAGAGCGCUUAGUGGCUUCAUGUACUUUUCACUGGCAGAGAGAGAGAAUCUAAAGAAAAGCACACCAGGGAUUUCUUUCAAGGAUGUGGCGAAAACGCUUGGCGAGCGUUGGAAGGCGAUGAGCAAGGAUGAGAAAGAGCCAUUCGAAUCUCAGGCUCGUGUUGACAAGGAACGGUACACCAAGCAAAUGCAGGGGUACAACAAGGGUAACGCUGGUGGCUCGACUGCCGAUGACGAAAGCUCCGACUGACCGAUAUGCCCGAGGAUUAUCAAGGUUUUGUAUUUCUGCACCAUUUUGUAGCGAGAAAGCUUAAUUCUGUGCCGACUUAGCUGUUGUGCCGAACAGUAAAUGUGGCAGGAUAUUUGCUAGGAAAUAUGAAAAGAGAAGCGCUCCAGUUGCCAAAAAUCCUA
This is a messenger RNA of Selaginella moellendorffii, 2151 nucleotides long. Its product is annotated as FACT complex subunit SSRP1. Bases 47 to 1990 code for a protein of 647 amino acids. The transcript is spliced from 15 exons. Gene Ontology annotation, molecular function: histone binding; DNA binding; nucleosome binding. Lineage: Eukaryota; Viridiplantae; Streptophyta; Lycopodiopsida; Selaginellales; Selaginellaceae. The record is from RefSeq and is a predicted model, not a curated record. Gene Ontology annotation, cellular component: nucleus; FACT complex.